This is a messenger RNA of Syngnathus acus (greater pipefish), 1137 nucleotides long. It is a transcript of the gene mrps35, whose product is annotated as mitochondrial ribosomal protein S35. The coding region runs from base 25 to 1017 and encodes 330 amino acids. Gene Ontology annotation, cellular component: mitochondrial small ribosomal subunit. Gene Ontology annotation, molecular function: structural constituent of ribosome. Gene Ontology annotation, biological process: mitochondrial translation. The record is from RefSeq and is a predicted model, not a curated record. The transcript is spliced from 8 exons. NCBI's taxonomy places the organism in Eukaryota, Metazoa, Chordata, Actinopteri, Syngnathiformes, Syngnathidae.
GGCAUCCGUAGUGACUGGGGAAACAUGGCCGCUCACGCAAGCAAGGCAAUGCUGCUGUCCUUAAAUCGACUAAACGUCGUCGGCGUUGGACAAGCGCAUUUGUCAAACAGGCUGACAUACGCGACGGCAUUGCCUGUACACUCGGGUGGCAAUAAAAAUUUUCCUGGGAGAGGCGACAGAGGAACUUUUACCAAAAGGCCAAGAAGAGAUGCAGGACCACCAAGGACGGACAAGAUGGUAGUGGACCAGGACUGGACGGCAGUCUACCCAGCAGCGACCCCCUUCCGAGCCACCGCUGUGCCCCUACCUGUGAGGAUGGGCUACCCUGUGAAAGGAGGGGUCCCUCCAGAGAAGAAGGGCAACCUGGAGCUGCUCAAGAUUCCCAACUUUCUCCACUUGACACCAGCAGCAAUCAGAAAACACUGUGAAGCCCUCAAACCGUUCUGCAAUGCGUGGCCGUCCGCUUUGGACACAGACGCCAAGUGUGAGCAGCACUUCCCCAUCCAGGUGGAGAGCAGCGACUACGUGUCGGCUGGCCUCUCCAUACGAAACCCCGCCGCUCGUGUCGUUCAUCUCCGAGUGAAGCUGUCCAGUUUGAACCUGGAUGAACACGCCCGGAAGAAAAUAAUCAAACUAGUCGGGGAGCGAUACUGCAAACAGUCGGACGUCCUCACAAUCACCAACGACAGCUGUCCACUGAGACAACAGAAUUAUGACUACGCCAUGUACCUGUUGACUGUCCUCUACCACGAGUCCUGGAAAACCGAGGCGUGGGAGGCCGACAAGACGGUUGCAGACAUGGAGGAGUAUUUGUGGGAGGGCAGCCCGUCCCAGAAGAACAUCUUGGACACGCUGUUACGCGAGCCGGACGGCGGCGAGCAAGAACGCCAGCGUCUGCUGGAAAGAAACGAAGUGCAAGAGUACAAGGACUCGGUAAGCAGACUGAAGAACCAAGGCGACAGCGAGAGCGCAGUGCUGCAGUACAAAGAGGCCGUCAAGAAAGUGCUCAAGAUGUAACAAGUUGCAACAGAGAGCAAAUAUAUCACUUUGUUGCAAUGUCUCCAACACCAUCUGAUGUAUUUAUGUAAUUUUGCGUCCUUUCACCAAAAUAAAAAGAUGGCUUGAUUUGCGACUAAA